AUGGUGUCCUAUCGACAGCUAGAUCUUCUAUUGCCAGAUUAUCUGGGGAGUGGCUUUGAUUCUUCUAUUUACUUUAUUCUCUACGAGACCCGCGGAGACGUUAUUCUAGCGAAACGCGCUAAAAGACUCCGCCAGCAAACAGGUCGACCAAUCUAUACCAAAACUGAGCUUGAAAUGCCUGGUGCGUGGGAGCGGCUCAAAUUUUCCACGACUCGCCCGACCCGCAUGCUUAUCACUGAGCCCGUGGUCACUUUCUUUACCCUUUGGGUCAGUUUCGCUUGGGGAAUUCUGUUUCUCUUUUUUCGACAGCUGGGAUAUUUUUACCGUCGACCAGCCGAGCUCCCUAUCCUUGUCGGUGCCAUCAUUGGCCUCACAUUCAAUCCUAUACAGAACGCCAUGUACAAGCAAUUUGCUAGGCGGAACAAAGAAACGCAUACUCCUGGUAAGCCCAUACCAGAGGCCCGACUCUAUACUUCCAUUCCAGGCAGCCUUCUCUUCGCUGGCGGGUUGUUUUCGUACGGCUGGGGGAGAGUUGGCCAUGGCUCAGUUCAUUGGAUUGUGCCAACACUGGGCAUCGAGUACACUGGGAUUGGGAUUUAUUCUAUCCUGAUGACUGUGAUUAAUUACAUGACCGACGCCUACGAGAGAUAUGCUGCGUCGGCGCUGUCGGCUACCUCGUUAGGGCGCAACGUCAUGAGUGUGCUUCUUCCACUUUCGUCCCCGGCCCUAUUUCACCAUUUGGGGUUCGGUUGGGCUGGAACCUUGUUGGGAUUUAUAGGUGUUGCUCUCUCUACCGUACCGGUGGUACUUGUGCUCAAGGAACCUGAAAUUCGACAGCGCAGUCCUUUCAUACAAGCGUCUACAUUCGACUGA
Messenger RNA from Penicillium subrubescens, 873 nucleotides. RefSeq names its product major facilitator superfamily domain-containing protein. The coding region runs from base 1 to 873 and encodes 290 amino acids. The record is from RefSeq and is a predicted model, not a curated record. The transcript is spliced from 3 exons. Lineage: Eukaryota; Fungi; Ascomycota; Eurotiomycetes; Eurotiales; Aspergillaceae. Gene Ontology annotation, molecular function: transmembrane transporter activity. Gene Ontology annotation, biological process: transmembrane transport.